Molecule: messenger RNA, 836 nt
Organism: Staurois parvus
Lineage: Eukaryota; Metazoa; Chordata; Amphibia; Anura; Ranidae
Source: the annotation of a GenBank genome assembly
GUGUCACCAUUUAUUACAUAUAAUAGCAUGAGAUAUCACCAUACAGGGAAACCCGCAUGGAUCACAUGGCUACACCAAUGAGGAUGGAGGAGGACUGGAGUCACAUGACUGAGAGGAUACUAAACCUCACCCUGGAGAUCAUCUAUCUUUUGACCGGAGAGGAUUCUGGGAUUCUAGCAUGAUAUUCCUAUUGGUUCCUCAAUACAGAGAUUUCCUCUUCUGAAGUCAGGUGAUCAUAUGACCAUCACAGUGCCUCCAUGUGACUCCCUAAAUCCUGAGAGACACAACAUGCAGAAGAUUCUAGAAGUCACCAAGAAGAUGAUGGAGCUGCUGACAGGAGAGGUUCCUAUAAGGUGUCAGGGUGUCACUGUCUAUUUCUCCAUGGAGGAGUGGGAGUAUUUAGAAGGACACAAGGAUCUCUACAAGGACGUCAUGAUGGACAAUCAGCCGCCCCUCACAUCACCGGAUGGAUCCAGUCAUGGGAACACACCAGAGAGAUGUCCCCGUCCUCUGUAUUGCCGGGAUUCCACACAGGAAGGUCACACCAUCCCUCACCAUUACAACGGUGAAGAUCUGAUAGAUAUAAAAGUUGAGGUGAAAGUAGAAGAAGAAGAGGCGUAUGUGAGGGAUGAUCAGCAGUCUAUGGAGGAGGAAGGAAUAACGGGGACAUUUAUAGAGGAGGACACUCCUACAGAGAUCAGCACAGUUACAUGGCCGGGAGAUGAGGAAAAACUCCGAGGAUUGUCUCACUUUGUCUCCAGACUGGGAAAGUAGGAAGAUGAGGACAUCACCACAUAGUAUAGUCCAGGAGAAAACCCGGCUCCCUCCAAUGUCCA